Molecule: messenger RNA, 1050 nt
Organism: Pedinophyceae sp. YPF-701
Lineage: Eukaryota; Viridiplantae; Chlorophyta; Pedinophyceae
Source: the annotation of a GenBank genome assembly
AUGGUACCCUGUCCAACGGGGCGGGGCGCGGCGUGGCCGUGCCGCGCCGCGCACGGGCCGGCCGUGCGCGCGCACCGCGCGAGCUUCGGCCACACUCUCGCGUGCGGGCGCCGGUGGAGGACGGACGUCGCGGCGCAGGCGCAGACACCCGACGCCGGCAACGCGUCGCCGGACGCCCCCGCGGCCCCGCCGUCGACCACCGCGAACGGCGCCGCCUCCACCUCCACCCUACCCGCCCCCACCCCCCCCCCGCACCCCGACCCCGACGUCCUGAUCGAAGUCCGCAACGUCCACAAGUCCUUCGGCACGAAAAACAUCCUGCGCGGCUGCUCGUUCAAGGUGCGCCGCGGCGAGGCCGUCGGCAUCAUCGGCUCGUCAGGCACUGGCAAGUCGACGACCCUCCGAAUCAUGGCCGGGCUGCUCAACCCGGACGCGGGGGAGGUCUACAUCAAAGGAAUUCCGCGAAAGGGCCUCAUCGCGGACGACCCCGAGUCCACGGAGCGCCUACACGUCGGAAUGGUCUUCCAGAGCGCAGCGCUUUUCGACUCGCUCACCGUCGGGGAGAACGUCGGCUUCCUGCUGUACGAGCACACCGACAUGCCGCACCCCGAGAUCGAGCGGCGCGUCGAGGCCGCGCUCGGCAUGGUCGGCAUCACGGCCGACGUGGCGCAGAACUACCCCGCGUCGCUGUCGGGCGGGAUGAGGAAGCGCGUCGCGCUGGCGCGCGCCGUCGCCGCGCAGGGCCUCGACGAGCAGGAGACCGUGCUCAUGUACGACGAGCCGACCGCGGGGCUCGACCCCGUCGCGUCGACCGUCGUCGAGGACCUCAUGCGGGACCUGCACAAGACGAGCGGCGCGAAGGGGAUUUCGAGCUAUAUCGUCGUGACGCACCAGCACUCGACGAUCCGGCGCGCGUGCGACCGGAUUAUCUUCCUGCACCGCGGGCGCGUGGUGUGGGAGGGGAGCGCGGCGGAGUUUGACACCACGGACGAGCCUAUUGUCAGGCAGUUUGCCACGGGUAGUCUUGACGGGCCGAUCAAGUACCAGUGA